AUGGCUCCAAAGCUCCAAGAUACAGACUUAUUCUUGCCUGUCAAGACCAAGACCAACAAGAUCACACAAUCUCGGGUUUCAGCAUUGAAAUCGACAUCGCCAACUUCGGUUGUGAAUUUGAAUGUAGCGACAGCCAAAGUCAAGGAGCCCGAUACUGCUUCAGAUCAGCCAAUCAGACAACUACGCCACAAACGUCGAUUUACAAUAGGAGGUGUUGGCCAACGUCCAGACACGCUUGAGAUCAGCCCCGUCCCGUCUGUUGGGAAGAAUCUCGCAGCAGGACAUGAUUCUAUCAAACACAGGCCCACAGUGACCAUAUCACGGUCUCCAUCGUCUCGGCGGUCGACUAGAACUACCACUCCAGCAAAAGACAUUGGCGAACUACAUCCUUCCGGGUUGCAACCGGACAUAACGAAUGUCGGUCGUCUUUCCCCUACACCUGCAACGAAUGUUGAUGCAGAUUCGCUCAACAGCAGAUCAAGCCGGUCAAGAUCCCCGAGAGCUCAAUACCCCCCGAGCAGUUGGAAGAAUGUCCAGAGAGUAGAGCCACCGGCUUUUAAUACCGCUGAAACAAGCAAGUUGGGGAACCCGCUGCCCGGUGAGAAUAGAGAUGCUGUGGUCUCUCCUCAACGUCCCAGCUUAGGAAAGUCUCGUCACACUGAGCCGGUGUUGGCUGAAAAACCAGUCGUGGACAUUUGGACGGAAAUCGCAGGUAUCUCAACGCUUGAAUCUUUGGGCAAACUAUCUCCAAGGAAACCAACACCUCAAAAGAAUUCCAUGUCUCCAGCUCGGCAACCCUCGUCAACCCAGCAAAACCUUCCGGUUCAACAAGUGUCUGGAGUGCAUACUACACCCAUACCACCAAAGACCACCCAGCCAAAAUACAUCAGAUCUCGACGUCGCAGCAAUUCUGUGGGACCAUCAGCGCAAAGACCCAGCUUACCAGAUCCUGAGAUUGCUUAUGCCGACACAUUUCACUAUACAAGCUGUGAGCAUACAUCUCCUCCCAUGUCGCGGCCACUCAAUGCGCAGCCUAUCCUGGUAAAAUACCAUGAUGAGCUCUUGGCAUAUCCGCCAUUGCAUCUACGGGCAUAUUUCUCCAGCUUUCCAGCAAUCAUACCCAGCAUUUAUAUUAUCGAGGGCGCAUGCUCAAUUUGUGACCUGUCAUACCGCCGAGAGGCCGAAUCAGACAUCUUGGCCCGAUAUACCACUCGAUUGGAGAAUCUCAUACUGCAGCUAAGUCUGCUUCAAGAAGACAUUGAUGUCGAAUCUCCGGAUGCGGCUAAUCAGUCAGGCCGUAACAACACCGCCACAUCUUCGCCGUCAUCGAAUGCGACACGAAGUGCGGCAUCGCCGACUACGACAUCACCCACGAUCAUGUCACCUGAAAAUAUUCAAGCAAUCUUACAAAUGGAGGACCAGGCAGACAAUCUGCUCAAACAGCGUGACAACGAAGUCAAAGCCAUUUGGAGAGGAUAUACCGAACGAUGGGGUCCAGCAACCGUCGGGAUCCAUCAUGAAGGUAAUGUUCUCCGCGGAAGGAGACGAGCACAAAGUGCCAGCGAUAGUGUCCGCUUUCCCGAGGUCGAAACCUCGAGCUCUUUGACAUCGAAUGUCGAUGCGAGCACAGACAGAACGUCAACAAUGGCGUCCACUGUUUCUACACGUACGACGCAAACCAGUCAUACGAGUCGCACUGUAUCAUCGGUCACCACGCCUCGGAGAAUGAGCAUGUCACGACGAACAAGCAGGAGUUCUUCAAUCGAACCGCGAGAACGAUAUUCGGACGGGAGUCGAUCUAUCAAUGUUCCUUCGACUGUGGAUGGAGUCUUGAAGGAAGGCAGAAUGAUGGUUGACUGGAUUCGAUCAGGUCCCGGCAGUGGAAGUAGCAGGAGUCAGAGUCGCAGUCAGAGUCACAGUCGCAGCAGAAGCCGGAUAUGA
Molecule: messenger RNA, 1941 nt
Organism: Exophiala xenobiotica
Lineage: Eukaryota; Fungi; Ascomycota; Eurotiomycetes; Chaetothyriales; Herpotrichiellaceae
Exons: 1
Coding region: 1-1941 (646 amino acids)
Source: RefSeq, a predicted model, not a curated record